Messenger RNA from Fraxinus pennsylvanica, 603 nucleotides. The record is from the annotation of a GenBank genome assembly. Lineage: Eukaryota; Viridiplantae; Streptophyta; Magnoliopsida; Lamiales; Oleaceae.
AUGAAGGUAAACGAAGAGGAAACGAGAGGCGAAUUGGUGACUCCAGGGGAAGUUCUAGGAAAAGCAGCGGAGUUGAAAGCAGGAAAAGGUGCUUAUGUUUCACCCCAUAAUAAUACCGUGUAUGCCUCUCUAACUGGAUUCCGAACCCUUACCUAUCCUCCCCCUGACUCUCCUGACCCGAGGCCAACAGUGGACGUGAUUGGUCAUAAGGCCCAUGGUGCUGUUCCCGAGAGUGGUGCUACUGUCAUUGCAAGAGUUACUAAAGUGACGGCUAGAAUGGCUUCAGCAGAUAUAAUGUGUGUAGGUCCCAAGUCUGUACGAGAAAAAUUCACAGGAAUUAUUAGGCAACAAGAUGUCCGAGCAACUGAGAUUGACAAAGUAGAUAUGCACUCCUCCUUCCGCCCGGGUGACAUUGUUAGAGCUUUAGUUCUAUCCCUGGGAGAUGCUAGGGCAUAUCAUUUAUCAACUGCAAAAAAUGAGCUUGGUGUUGUAUCUGCAGAAAGUGCAGCAGGUGCAACGAUGGUUCCCAUAAGUUGGACAGAGAUGCAGUGUCCUUUAACAGGUCAAAUUGAGCAGAGAAAAGUUGCUAAAAUUGGAGCUUGA